This is a messenger RNA of Trichomonas vaginalis G3, 1320 nucleotides long. Its product is annotated as A-type inclusion protein-related family. The transcript has a single exon. The coding region runs from base 1 to 1320 and encodes 439 amino acids. NCBI's taxonomy places the organism in Eukaryota, Parabasalia, Trichomonadida, Trichomonadidae. The record is from RefSeq and is a predicted model, not a curated record.
AUGAUUAGCAAAGAGGAAUUUGCUCAACUUCAUGAGAAAUUUUUGCAGCAAACCAAAGAGAAAGAGGCUCUUGCCAAGAAAGUUGAAGAACUUCAAGCCGAUGUCGACAAAUUACCAGCGUUAAAGCAAAAGCUAGCUGAUCUACAACAAGAGGUGCAAAAAGAAGAUUUGAACCAUAUGAAUGAACUCAGAUCUACACAAGAUUUAUUAAAGCAGACACAAUCAGAAUUAAAUCUUGCCAAGAAUGGAGGACCAGAAUCUAAAAAGAACAAGAAACUCGAACAGCAAUUAGAAUCAUUAGUAGACAAAGGAAAGAAACUUGACGAGCAAAUUCAGGAACUAAAUAAACAAGAUCUCGAAAACAACGACCAAGAAAACCCUACAGAUCAAGAGAUAGCCCAGCUUACUGAGCAGCUCGAUAAGCUUAAUGGCAUCCAAGAAAGACUUGGAAAUUCAAAAGAUAUAAUGAUGGCUCUAAAUGAUCUCGAAUCUAAGAGGAAUGAACUACUAAGCGAAGUUUCUGAACUCGAGAAACAGAUGCCAGAGAUUGAUUCAAGGCUUGCAAACUCAGAAAAUGAAAAAGUCAGUAAAAUGUCAGAACUUAGACGAAUUACAGCAGAAAUUGAUGCUGUUACAAUGAGUGUUAGCAAAGCAGAAGCAGAACACGCCGAAUGUUAUAAGAAACUCAAUAAAAUUUCGAUUGAAUUACAACAAAUCAACGAUUCUCUGAAGACAGAGAAAGAAAAGACUGCUGGCAUUCAGAAAGAAUACAACGAGAAAAUGCAAGAAGCGAAAGAGAACGAAAAAGCAAUACAAGCCGAAAUUGACGAAUAUAAGAAAAAGAUUGUUGAUUUUCCGAAGUACAAGAAGCAAGAAAUUACUCAUCUCGAGACCAAAGUUGCUAAAAGCAAGCAGAUGACCGAACAACUCGAAGGAAAAAGGAAAGAACUUCGAAAUCAGAUUCAACAAAAAAUUCUUUCGUCAGACAUCGUUGUUAACCUUACAAACACCAUGGAGAAGGAAUGGUACAGUCAUCAGAGCUUUGUUGACGAAGCAGAGAAGCUAAAACAGCAGCUGGACCGUGCAAAAGAAGAUUUGAGAAGAAAAAGAUUGGCCUCGGAAGAAAUCGAACGAUUAUUCCCUAAAAACGCCAAACCAUUCAAAUUUACUGGAAUGGCAGAACUCGAACAUCUUUACGAAGUCACUUUGGCGCAAAAUAAACAGCUUGGCCAAACUCUCGCGUCUUUGAAGGAUGAUUACGAGAUCCACAAGAGCGAUAACAAGUUGUUGAGAGAUUUCCUUGAAAAUGGAACUGCUUAG